AUGGCUUUCAAGUUGGUGAUCCUGGUGUGCGCCAUCGCUGCGACACAAGCUGGUAUUGUCGCACCUGUGACAUACACAGCGCAUCCUGCGACGUUCGCUUAUGCUACCGGCCCUGUGGUACAAGCCGCGCCGGCGGUCUACUCUAAUCCAAUUGCUAAAGUCGCCGCAGUUGCUCCAGUAGCGAAAGUCAUUGAAGAUUAUAACGCACACCCCCAGUACAGCUUUGCGUACAACGUGCAAGAUGGCAUUACGGGAGACUCCAAGUCUCAGCACGAAACUCGCGAUGGUGACGUAGUCCAGGGUUCUUACUCGGUUGUCGAUCCCGAUGGCACUAAGCGUACAGUUGAUUACACUUCGGAUCCUCAUAAUGGUUUUAACGCUGUUGUUCACAAGGAGUCCUUUGGUGCCCCAAUCGCUAAGGUUGCUGCCCCAGUGGUACACGCUGCUCCAGUGGUACAUGCUGCUCCAGUGGUACACGCUGCUCCAGUGGUACAUGCUGCUCCCGUCGCGUAUUCCGCUCCUAUCUAUCAUCACUAA
Messenger RNA from Parnassius apollo (apollo), 537 nucleotides. The record is from the annotation of a GenBank genome assembly. Lineage: Eukaryota; Metazoa; Arthropoda; Insecta; Lepidoptera; Papilionidae.